Molecule: messenger RNA, 960 nt
Organism: Closterium sp. Naga37s-1
Lineage: Eukaryota; Viridiplantae; Streptophyta; Zygnematophyceae; Desmidiales; Closteriaceae
Source: the annotation of a GenBank genome assembly
AUGACCGGAGAAGGAGAGAACAAGGAAGUCGAAGCAGCUGCGCCAGCGGUCGAAGCCACCAGCGCAGCGGCUGUCGAGGCGGAGAAACCGGCGGAGACGCCCAAGGAGCCCGAGACCACUGGCGGUGAUUCCGCGCCAGCUGGGGAGGAUGCCGCGCCGGCUGGGGAGGAUGCCGGGAGUAAAAAGCGCAAAGCUGAAGGGGAGGCGGGGGAGGAAGAGGGUGAUGCCAAGGAAACCGAAGGGGUGAAGCCGAGCGAAGCAGGAGCCAGCGGGGACGGCGGCGAUGCGCAAGGGAAGAAGAAGAGCGGGCCUGUGGUGCUGGGACCGCAGACAUUCGCCACCGGGCUUCAGAUGUUCAACUUCUUUCUCGACCUUCUUCGCGGCUGGCCUGUCAACCUGGAUAUCAACCAGUACGAGCACAUGGUGCUUCUAGACCUGCUAAAGAAGGGCCACAGCGACCCCACGUCCAAGGUUGGAGCGGGCAUCCGUUCCUUCCAGAUCCGCCCGCACCCCGAGUUCCACUCGCGCUGCUUCUUCCUCGUGCGCUCCGACGGCACCGUGGACGACUUCAGCUACCGCAAGUGCGUCGAAACCCUCAUGGGCCUGCCGCAGGAGUUCACGCUCAGUGCUGCUAAGGAGUGGGACGGCAAUGGGGAAGGGCAUGGUGGAGCCGGAAUGGUCCCUGUCAUGCGCUGUUUGCGGGGAGUGGCGGCGUGGCCCGUGGUGGGAGUUCGAGUGUCCUCAGUCAUGUCGGUAGUUCGCGGGCUUGGGACGAACAGCGGAGACGAUGGUGACAGCGACUCGUUUGCUGCUGCACACACGGAUAUUAGCCGUGCUAAUGCGUGGAAGGAGUUCCAAGCUUUGCUAGUUUGCCCUCUUUCGAAUGAACCGCUGAGGUUCGACAGCACGACAUCUGAAUACAUUAGCGACUCAAUUGGUGUAGCGUAUCCUGUAAGUUAA